Molecule: messenger RNA, 1806 nt
Organism: Glarea lozoyensis ATCC 20868
Lineage: Eukaryota; Fungi; Ascomycota; Leotiomycetes; Helotiales; Helotiaceae
Product: PYP-like sensor (PAS)
Exons: 3
Coding region: 1-1806 (601 amino acids)
Molecular function (GO): protein binding
Source: RefSeq, a predicted model, not a curated record
AUGGAGACCACCUUCAUCACCAUCCAUAACUUGACCCCAAACGCCAACAUUUUGUUUGCAUCCGAGUCAAUCGUAGACAUCUUAGGAUAUGUGCCCGAGGAAGUCGUAGGCAGAUCCUGCUUCGAUUACUUCCAUCCUGAUGAGGUCCCGUUUGCCCGGAAUGUUCACAGUCGCGGGGUGCAGCUAGACAAAGCAGCCGUGCUUCAUUACGCCACCAUUCGCUCUCGAGAUGGCGAGUGGGUUGCUUGCGAGUGCGUGUUCACGGUUGUCUACCAAUGCCUAGUGGCUUGUACCAGUAUCUACCGCCGAGAUGCGAAGAAUGAGCGACGAGCCGCAGAGGCACCAGCGGUUCGCCGCCUGUUCUCAUCCUCACCAAGAGAUCCUCGUUACCAUAUGUUGGAGCACCUGUCCCCCAAAUUCAGAGCCCCGCCGCAAGAAUCGCUCCUGGAACCUCGCGCUGCGUUGAUCCUCAAUCGCUUCACACGCACUUUGAGUGUGAUGUACGCAACCGACGCCGUCUCUGAGAUUCUUGGCAUUACCGCCGACCAGAUUCAUGACAAGAGCUUCUAUGAGUGCAUCCAGGAGAAUUGUCUUCCAGAAGCGAUCAGGUGCUUGGAAAGUGCAAAGUCUAACGAUUCUAUCGCUUAUCUCCGCUUCUGGUACCGGAAUCCUCGUACGGACGACGAGUACGACCAGGACAUGCGUGAAGCCAGUCAAAGCAGUGACUCCGAAGAUGGUGGUGUGGAGCUGAAUCACCGUGAGUCUCAGGAACGGAUGGACGUUGACACGGAUGGCACAGGUGACAGCGGCUCUCACGCAGGAGGCAGACUUAACCUUGCUGAGCAACGUGGUCAAAAUAUAUCCAGAACUUCAUCUGGCGACAGCACAGACCAAGAGCACAACUCCGCCGGGGCCAUCUUUGAUCAAGGUCACCCAACCUCAUCCUCAUCCUCAUCUGUUGGUGCUGCCUCCAGCAGUGGGGGCGCUCGAGCCUCUAUAACACCUGGACCAGGUCCUGCACCGUUCGAGAUUGAGGCUGUCGUAUCUUGUACUUCUGACGGUCUCGUUGUCGUUCUUCGAAAAGCUAGAGCACUUAUUCCCCAUUACCCAGCUGGAAUUUUCGCAGCUCCUUGGGGUGUCGAUGCUAUCAGACCUCAUGUUUAUCAACCAAAUCCACUGGUACCCUUCCACCAUGGUCCCAACGCACCUAUCGCGCCACCGGCUGGGCCUGCAGAGGUUGAUUUCAUGGCGUCGAUCAAGGACGUCGCUGUUUUCGCAUGGUCGCUUGCCGGUAUCAAUGGUAAUAUGGCAGCGUAUGGUCGAGGUGUUCCAAGGGGUGAAUCUCAGCCUGAGCAUCUUCCAAUCCUUGACCCUCAUGGCCAUUAUGGGAAGCCAUAUCCUGGGUACUCUCCCCCAGAGAACCAAGCGCUUCUUAAAUGGGACCUACUGGAGCGUCCUUACCGAGAGAUGAUGGACGCGCCCACAAGUACGUCCAUGCAGGAGCCAAAAGUUCCAUAUCAACAUCGCCGACAAGCAGGGUACCUCAGAGCGCAGUACAAUGCUGGUAAUGGUAGAAUGGGCUCUGACAGGUUCGGUUCUUCGGCCCAUAACUAUCUUGGUAACUACCGCAUGGGCUUGCCGUAUCAGUCCAGUACCCCAGGACAACGCAACUCUUUGCGGUCACCAAACGGUCGCAGUAGAUUCAACAGCAGUCAUCCACCAAAGAAUGGCAAGAACAACACACCUCCAGCGCCGGGUGCCACAGGCCCAAAUGAGCGGUCCAAGGAUAACAUGUAUCCCUAUUGA